This is a messenger RNA of Eurypyga helias (sunbittern), 2302 nucleotides long. RefSeq names its product UFM1-specific ligase 1 (gene UFL1). NCBI's taxonomy places the organism in Eukaryota, Metazoa, Chordata, Aves, Eurypygiformes, Eurypygidae. Gene Ontology annotation, cellular component: endoplasmic reticulum membrane. Gene Ontology annotation, biological process: protein K69-linked ufmylation; regulation of proteasomal ubiquitin-dependent protein catabolic process; response to endoplasmic reticulum stress. The transcript has 18 exons. The record is from RefSeq and is a predicted model, not a curated record. Gene Ontology annotation, molecular function: UFM1 ligase activity. The annotation marks the transcript as partial.
AUUGUCAGAAAGGAACUGUAUAGAAAUUGUCACUAAACUGAUUGCGGAAAAGCAGUUGGAAGUAGUGCACACACUUGAUGGAAAAGAGUAUGUCACUCCAGCGCAGAUUAGUAAAGAGAUCCGGGAUGAGCUUCAUGUUUGUGGUGGUCGAGUAAACAUUGUUGACUUACAGCAGGUAAUAAAUGUGGACCUUCUGCACAUUGAAAACAGAGCUAACGACAUCGUUAAAUCAGAAAAAACUAUUCAGCUUGUACUGGGACAGCUUAUAAAUGAGAGUUACCUGGAUCAAUUAGCAGAAGAAAUUAAUGAUAAACUACAGGAAACUGGCCAGGUGACAAUAUCGGAACUCUGCAAGGCAUAUGACCUUCCAGGAGACUUCCUGAUACAGGCAUUAUCCCGGCGUUUCGGUAGAAUUAUUCACGGACAACUAGACCAGGAAAACUGUGGGGUGAUUUUUACAGAAGCCUUUGUGUCCCGGCAUCGAGCACGCAUUCGUGGUCUCUUCACCGCGAUUACUCGGCCUACACCUGUGAGUAACUUGAUCACUCGCUAUGGAUUUCAAGAACAUUUACUUUACUCUGUGCUAGAAGAACUUGUUAACACUGGUCGUCUAAAAGGCACUGUGGUUGGUGGGAGACAGGAUAAGGCUGUAUUUGUUCCAGACAUCUAUGCCAGAACGCAGAGCAACUGGGUGGAUUCCUUUUUCAAGCAGAAUGGUUACCUGGAAUUUGAUGCGUUGUACAGACUUGGCAUCCCCGACCCAGCAGGUUACAUUAAAAAAAGGUACAAGUCCACACAACUCUUAUUUCUGAGAGCAGCUUGUGUUGGUCAAGAAAUUGUGGAUCAAGUUGAAGCCUCUGUAGAGGAAGCCAUCAGCUCUGGAAACUGGAUAGAUGUAGCAACUCUUCUGCCCAGUUCGUUGUCAGUAGAAGAUGUUGGGAUUUUGCUUCAGCAAGUGAUGAGAUCGUUAAACAAAAAUUCUUCAGGAUUAGUCUUCAGUGACACCAUUGUGGUCAGUGAGAAGUUCCUAAGCAGCUGUACUGACCUGUUUUCUGAUAUGAUGCAACAGAAAGCUGAAAAGGAAAUGAAAAAUAACCCUGUUAAUUUAAUCACUGAGGAAGACUUAAAACAUGCUUCUGUUUUGGAGAAUUCAUAUGCUAAUAAAAAAGACAAAAAGGAUGAAAGAAGAAAGAAAGCAACAGAGGGCAGUGGGAGCGUGAGAGGAGGAGGAGGAGGUAAUGCGAGAGAGAUCAAGGUUAAGAAAACCAAGAAGAAGGGAAGAAAGGAUGCUGACAGCGAUGAAGAGUCCCAGGCAACUAGCACAGGUAGGAAUAAACAGCUGGAGUUCCCUUUCAUGUCGCAAGAGGAAAUUCAGGAUGUUUUAAAAACGCACAUGCAGGAUUGCCCUGAAGAGCUUAUUGCAGAACUUGCUGAACAUCUAAUAAGGCCUUUAACAAAAACUUACCAGGAAGUUGUGCGUUCUGUUUUCACGUCUUCAACAUCUUCCUCUGGAGCUAACAGAAGACAGACUAUGAAGGACCUGCAGGAGGAAUUCUCAAACUUGUACAACAACAUUCGAUUAUUUGAAAAGGGAACAAAGCAUUUCGCAGAUGAGACUCAGACUAACCUUUCCAAACACCUGUUGAAGACUGUCUGUACAGACAUUACAAAUCUUAUUUUCAACUUCCUAGCAUCUGAUUCAAUGAUGACAACAGAAAAUUAUUCUACGAUCACGAGUGAGGUCCGGACCAAGAUUUUAGGUAAAUUGCCAGAAGACACAAGAGGUCCUUUGACUAAACUGCAUACUUCUCUGAAUGGCAAGAGUAUAGAAGAUUUUCUUUCAUGCCUCGAUUCUGCAGUGGAUAUUUGUGGUAUUAUGGUGAAAAAAGGAGACAAAAAGAAGGAAAGGCAAGUCCUGUUUCAGCAUAGACAAGCUUUGAUUGAACAGCUAAAAGUCACAGAAGAUCCAGCUCUUGUUCUGCACCUGACAUCAGUGCUGUUAUUUCAGUUUUCAACCCACUGUAUGCUUCAUGCACCAGGAAGAUCAGUGCCACAGAUCAUUAAUUUCCUAAGUGGCAAGAUCCCAGAGGAUCAGCAGUCUCUGUUAGUCAAAUACCAGGGAUUAGUAGUCAAACAGUUGAUCAGCCAGACCAAGAAGAUUGAACAGGGAGACAGUGACACAACAGAUAACCUGGAGGAGGAGGAAGGAGCAGAUGCUAUUCGAAAAGAGCUCCAGGAAAUCACUACCUCUAUCAAGGAUCUUGUUCUCAGACCUAGGAAAUCUUCUGUAACAGAGGAGUGA